Molecule: messenger RNA, 348 nt
Organism: Brassicogethes aeneus
Lineage: Eukaryota; Metazoa; Arthropoda; Insecta; Coleoptera; Nitidulidae
Source: the annotation of a GenBank genome assembly
AUGAGUCAAGAUCUUUCAAAUCUAUCAGAUUUGUUGAACACAGAGAUGGUGGAAGUUUUUUCUGAUGAACGUGACAGUGAUUUUGAAGUGUCAACAGCGCUUUCACUGCUUCCUCAAGAUGCUUUAAGGCUCUCGAUACAAAACUGGCUGGAGGCGCACAGGCUGGAGGAUGUACCCAAGAUGACCUUGGAUGCUGAUACUCAGACAGAGGACAGCAAGCAAAGAGAUUCUGACACUCAGACAGAAGAUAUGGAUAAGUACACUGAAGCUAAACAGGCAAACAGUUAUGAGGAGUGGACCAAGCAGAAAACUUAUGGAGAGAAAACGAGUAUACAAAUACAACCGUAA